Messenger RNA from Penicillium brasilianum, 3276 nucleotides. The record is from the annotation of a GenBank genome assembly. NCBI's taxonomy places the organism in Eukaryota, Fungi, Ascomycota, Eurotiomycetes, Eurotiales, Aspergillaceae.
CUCCAUAAACAGUGCCGUGGAGCUCGAGGUCGAGAUUCAUCACCAACCUCUUUUCGAGUUGUUUCUACUCCUCGCCUUUCUCUCCCUAUUUGUCUUGGGGGUUUGACUAUGCGAAUGCAGUAGCUGCCUACAUCGCCCUCUCCUGCUGCUACUGUGUCCUCCCUCCCUCUCCACCCCCCAAUUACAACACCCCAACUCCGACGAGCUUAAGAGAUCGCGAGCACAAUCCGCUGGUGCAAUCCCAGCACCUGGGCAAAAUGAGUUAUAUGAAGAAAGACGAAGAUGCGGAUCAGGUCAUGAUCAAGCUUGACCGGACCUCCGUUUUCCAAGAUGCUCGACUGUUCAAUUCCUCCCCGAUCUCGCCGCGGACAUGCCGUACCCUCCUGACCAAGAUUGCGGUCCUCAUGUUCACUGGGGAGCAGUUUCCCACGAACGAAGCCACCACCCUUUUCUUUGGCAUCUCGAAGCUGUUCCAGAACAAGGAUCCCUCGUUGCGACAGAUGGUGUAUCUCAUCCUGAAGGAGCUGGCCAAUACCGCGGAAGACGUGAUUAUGUCGACCAGUAUCAUCAUGAAGGACGUUGCGGUCGGCAGCGACGUUCUUUACCGGGCGAAUGCUAUUCGUGCCCUGUGCCGCAUCAUUGAUGCAUCGACGGUCCAGGGUAUCGAGCGAUUGAUCAAGACUGCCAUUGUCGACAAAACUCCCUCGGUUUCGUCAGCUGCUUUGGUCUCUUCUUAUCACCUUCUCCCCAUCGCGCGCGAUGUGGUUCGGAGGUGGCAGAGCGAAACCCAGGAGGCGGCCUCAUCAUCAAAGCAAUCCUCCGGUUUCCUGGGCUUCGCGUCUAGCUCCCAGUCUCACGCUAUCUCCCAGUCGAACUUCAUGACUCAGUACCAUGCAAUUGGUCUCCUGUACCAGAUGCGUUCGCAUGACCGCAUGGCCUUGGUCAAGAUGGUGCAACAAUACGGUGCUGCUGGUGUGGUGAAGAGCCCCGCGGCUUUGGUGCUGUUGGUUCGCUUGGCAGCCAAGUUGGCAGAGGAAGAUCCCGGUCUCCGGAAACCCAUGAUGCAAAUGCUGGAUGGCUGGCUCCGUCACAAGCACGAAAUGGUCAACUUUGAGGCUGCUAAGGCAAUUUGCGAUAUGCGGGAUGUCACCGAUGCCGAGGCCUCGCAGGCAGUUCACGUCCUCCAGCUGUUCCUGUCCUCCCCGCGGUCUAUCACCAAGUUUGCCGCUAUUCGCAUUCUCCACAACUUCGCUUCCUUCAAGCCCCAUGUCGUUAACGUGUGCAACCCCGAUAUCGAGUCGCUCAUCUCCAACUCCAACCGUUCUAUCGCGACAUUUGCUAUCACUACGUUGCUGAAGACCGGAAACGAGGCUAGUGUCGACCGCCUGAUGAAGCAGAUUUCCGGCUUCAUGGCCGAUAUCACCGACGAGUUCAAGAUCACAAUUGUCGAGGCUAUUCGCACGUUGUGCCUGAAGUUCCCAAGCAAGCAGGCGGGUAUGCUAACCUUCCUGAGCGGCAUCUUGCGCGACGAGGGUGGUUACGAGUUCAAGCGCACGGUCGUUGAGAGCAUGUUCGACCUGAUCAAGUUCGUUCCCGAAAGCAAGGAAGAUGCUCUUGCCCACCUCUGUGAGUUCAUUGAGGACUGUGAGUUCACCAAGCUCUCCGUCCGCGUCCUGCAUCUGCUCGGUGUCGAGGGCCCCAAGACCUCGCACCCCACCAAGUACAUCCGUUAUAUCUACAACCGAGUCGUUCUGGAGAACGCCAUUGUCCGUGCUGCCGCUGUUACUGCGCUGGCCAAGUUUGGUGUUGGCCAGAAGGACCCCGAAGUCAAGUCUAGUGUCCAGGUUCUGCUCACUCGUUGUGUCGAUGACACUGAUGAUGAGGUUCGCGAUCGUGCUGCCCUGAACCUGCGUCUAAUGAGCGCUGAGGAUGAGACUGCUUCCGCUUUCAUCAAGAAUGACUCGAUGUACUCCCUCUCCACUUUCGAGCACCAGCUCGUCAUGUACGUUACCUCGAACGACAAGCAGACCUUUGCCGCCGCCUUCGAUGUUUCGACCGUCCCCGUUGUCUCCCAUGAGCAGGCCUUGGCUGAGGAGCGUACUAAGAAGCUCACUACCGCCACCCCUACACUCAAGGCCCCAUCCGCAGGCCCUCCCAAGGGCAAGGCCAACGGUGUCGCCGAGGCCGCUACUGCCGCCGCUACUCAGAAGUAUGCGGAGCAGCUCAUGCAACACCCCGAUAUCAAGGAAUACGGUGCCUUGCUCAAGUCAUCCGUGCCUGUUGAGCUUACUGAGAGCGAGACCGAGUACGUCGUUACCGCUGUCAAGCACGUCUUCAAGGAGAACAUUGUCGUGCAAUACGAUAUCAAGAACACCCUGCCCGAUACCGUCCUUGAGAAUGUGACUGUGAUCGCUUCACCAUCAGAGGACGAGGUGCUGGAGGACGAUUUCAUUAUCCCAGCCCCGAAACUCUCACCCAACGAGCCCGGCGUUGUCUACGUUGCUUUCAAGAAACUGGGUGGCGAGCACAGCGUUCCUAUUACCUCAUUUACCAAUAUCCUCAAAUUCACUAGCAAAGAGAUUGACCCUACGUCUGGAGAGCCAGAAGAGAGUGGUUAUGAUGAUGAGUAUCAGGUUGAGGAUCUCGAGCUCAGCGGCAGCGACUACGUUAUUCCCACUUUCGCCGGUAGCUUCGAUCAUGUAUGGGAGCAGACCGGUGCGAAUGGCGAGGAAGAGAGCGAGACUCUGCAACUAAGCAACAUGAAGAGCAUUGCCGAUGCCACCGAGCAACUCAUCUCAGCUCUGUCUCUUCAACCACUGGAGGGCACCGACGUCGCCCUCAACAACAGCACCCACACACUCAAGCUCUUCGGUAAAACUGUGUCUGGUGGCCGCGUUGCCUCUCUUAUCAAGAUGGCCUACUCAAGCAAGAGCGGCGUCACGACCAAGAUCACUAUGCGGGCAGAAGAGGAGGGUGUUGCUGCUGCGGUGAUUGCAUCUGUCACUUAAUGUCUUCUUUUAAACCUAUUUCCCUUCCUGUUUUUCCUCCCCCCGCUUUUUAUAUCAAAUUGUAGUAGACGUGAGGACUUUACUUUUGGUCCUACCCUCCCGCACACAAGUCUUCCACUCCUCCACCUCGUCAUGUUUCGCUGGUGCCUGCUGUUUCUUAAGCUUUCCAGGGCGAUCUCUUUUUCUGUUUUCUUUGCUGGUUGUGACGAGUCCCAUGAUGACUGCUACAAAACUUGGAGGACUUGGUCUGUCUGCUGUGGAGCCAGUU